Meloidogyne enterolobii is the source of this 1966-nucleotide messenger RNA. The record is from the annotation of a GenBank genome assembly. Lineage: Eukaryota; Metazoa; Nematoda; Chromadorea; Rhabditida; Meloidogynidae.
UAGGUCUUCGUCCGCAAGUUUAUAAAAAGUCCGCAAAUUUCAGCCCGCAAGUUUUAAUCCGCAAUUUUCCUCCCUUUUUAAAAAUGUGUCGAUUUUCUGGGUUAAUUUUACUUAAUAUUUAUAUGUUUUUCACAUUCUUUUCAUUAAUUUCUCUAUUUUUUUUCUUCCCCCCUCCAUUUACUUUUCUUUAUAAUCAAUCUUUUUUGCAAAGUUAAUAAUAUAUUCAAUUACCUUUUCUCUAAAUUAAUUAUUUUUCAUUCACAUUUUUUAUAAAAAGCGCAUGAUUAAGACUUGAAAAAGGUUGAAAAAUUUUGGAAAAUUUUUGAAAAUUUUUUAGAAAAUUUCUUGAAAAAUUUCCAAAAAAAUUUUUUAGACUUUAGAAAAAAUUUUUUUUAUUUUUUGAAAAUUUUUGGAAAUUUUUUGAAAAAUUUUUUUGAAAAUUUUUCGAAUAAAAAAUUUUCGAAAAUUUUGAAAUUUUUUAGACCUAAAAAAAUUUUUUUUCAGAAUUUUCAAAACCCUAAAAAAUGGCCACAACCAAUUCCAUAACCUCCUCAACAUCAACCACAACAUUGUCUCCUUUUGAUAUUACCACCAACUCUACAACAACUUAUUUACCUUUAAAUAAUCAAUUAAUUCCGCCUGCUUCUUCAAAUUUAAUAUUACCUUCAGAAAGGUUUUACAAUCCAAGUUUAUUUAAUUUGAGUCAACAACAACAAGUUUAUAAUGCUUCAGAAGCGUUGCCUGGAUUAUUGGCUUCAAUUUUACAAAAUCGUGACCAACACCACUCUGCUUCAACCUCUUCUCUUCCCCUAUUUUGUGAAUUAACUUCUAAUUCUCUACUCUCUCAACAGCAGCAAUUACUUGCGUUAAUUAGGCAGCAAAAUCAAUCUUCUCCAAUUUCACAAUUUUAUUCAACAACAGACUUGACACAACAAAAUUAUUUUAAUGGAAUACAGGCAAAUGCAUUUGAAAGCCUUACUCUCGCAAAUUAUCAAAAACUUGCUGCAAACAGAAAUGUGGGAAUAAAAUCUGAGGUGACUUCGCCAGCAUCACAAAUUAACGGAAUUGAAGCAUUAAAUAUUCCUCCAACUAUUAAUAAUUUAAAUAAUAAUUUUUCAACAAAUAAACAACAAAAUUUGGCCUCUUUGGAACAACAAUUGCUUGUUCUCCUUAAUCUCCAACAACAACAACCCCAACAUUCCCAAACUGAUUGUACUUCAAAUCCUAAUAAUUUAAAUGUUGCAACAGUAAUUAAUGAUGUUUUUGGAACAAGAGAAAAUUUGAUAAAAAAUUCUGCAAAUUUACAGCAACAAAGUACUCAACAAAAUUCUUUGGAGUCUUUCCAUUUUAAGGAUGAUAAGAUCCAGGAACGCAAAAAUUGCUCAAUUCGACGAAGCUCUUCUUCCGUCUCCUAUUACAAAACUUGUAGUAAUUCUAAUGCAGAUGUUAGUGAACACUUUAAAAGAACAUUUUCUGGGAAAUGGCCAAAGAGGACAUCAACAUCUUUGCGUUUUGGAAGGAGUGGAGGGAGUAGUGGGGCCACAAUAAUUUCGAAAAAUUCGAAUAAAGAGGGUAUUAAAGAAGGAUUUGAAGAAAAUAGUCAAGAUAAGGAUUUAUUAAUGGAAGUAAAAACAGAAGAAAAGGAGGAAAUGGAGAAGAUAUUGACAAUAAAAAGGGAAGAAAAGAGUCCUUUGAGUACUUUUAAAAAUGAAGAGAUUUUACAAGGAAAAGUAUCUAGUGGGAUAAAUUGUCAUCUUGGUCAAAGAGUUGGAUAUACAGUUAUUAGAAGGCUUAAUUUGGCUAGUGAAGAUAAACAAGUGGAGGAACACUUUCGCAAAUCCUUGGGAGAUGAUAGAUUUAAACAAAUAAGAAAUAAUCAGAGGUACAACCAAGAGGAUGACACUAAUGCUAUGGAUGAUGACAUUGAUGUUUAGGAAGAUUUUUAGUAUAUUUUUAUUAGAAUUUU